Triticum aestivum (bread wheat) is the source of this 423-nucleotide messenger RNA. RefSeq lists its product as uncharacterized. NCBI's taxonomy places the organism in Eukaryota, Viridiplantae, Streptophyta, Magnoliopsida, Poales, Poaceae. The record is from RefSeq and is a predicted model, not a curated record. The coding region runs from base 1 to 279 and encodes 92 amino acids. The transcript is spliced from 2 exons.
AUGAAGACUGCACACACGCUGCUCCUGGCAGUCGCCUUCCUCGUGUUGGCAUCAGAGGCUGUGGUGAAGGCGGACAAUUGUGCAGCGUCACUUCACAAGACGCCGCUACCGUGUGAUCAGGUAGGUUGCCUGCACAUUUGCCGCGAGCAUGUGAAUGGGGAAGGGCACGCGUGCCCUCAGUGCAGUUGGAGUGCUAGUUGCAACUAUAAUGGAUUAUGCCGGUGUGAUGUCUGCCUCCCUCCUCCUUCAGCUCCUAUCCAACACCAACAGAGCGACUGAUAUAUACUGGUACUACCUUUCUGAGAUAGGGACAGGAUAGUUGGUUCUCUGUAAUAAGAUCACGGUGUACCGGGCGUGAUCUACUCAUUGUACUAGAAUGCAUGGGAAUCUGAUAUCACUUCACCGGUUAUAUGAUAUAAUGAA